Pteropus alecto (black flying fox) is the source of this 809-nucleotide messenger RNA. It is a transcript of the gene MRPL27, whose product is annotated as mitochondrial ribosomal protein L27. The transcript has 4 exons. Gene Ontology annotation, biological process: translation. Bases 84 to 602 code for a protein of 172 amino acids. The record is from RefSeq and is a predicted model, not a curated record. Gene Ontology annotation, cellular component: mitochondrial large ribosomal subunit; ribosome. Gene Ontology annotation, molecular function: structural constituent of ribosome. Lineage: Eukaryota; Metazoa; Chordata; Mammalia; Chiroptera; Pteropodidae.
AACUACCGCGCAGGACCUGGAAGUAAAUUGCCCGGUGGCGGAAGUAGAAGCUUUCUGAGACCGGAAGCGAGCACACGGCAAAUAUGGCGUUGGCGGCGCUGACGCUGAGGACGCAGGCAGCUGUUGCAGCCCUGCUGAGCCCCCCUCAGGCUGCAGCUCUUGCCGUCAGAUUUGCAUCCAAGAAGACGGGUGGCAGCUCCAAAAACCUUGGUGGGAAGUCACCAGGCAAACGCUUUGGCCUCAGGAAAAUGGAGGGACCAUGUCUCCAUGCUCCUAAGCCUAGUGAUAAUAGUAAAACACUUGCAUUUAUUGUGUGCUUACCAAAUGCCAAGCAUUGUGCUGAUUCCUGGGCCUACAUUAUCUCAUUUCAUCCUUACCGCAUCCCUGUGAGGAAGGUGGGGCUAGGGAAGAAGAAGUAUCUGUAUGCUCUGGAAGAGGGGGUCGUCCGCUACACGAAAGAAGUCUACGUGCCCCACCCGAGCAACUCAGAAGCUGUGGAUCUGGUCACCAAGCUUCCCAAGGGUGCUGUGCUCUAUAAGACUUUUGUCCACGUGGUUCCUGCCAAGCCUGAAGGCACCUUCAAACUGGUAGCUAUGCUUUAAGCUCCUGGUUGAGGCCAUGGGACAGAGAGUAGAGCCCAGGUAACAGGAGUGGGUGAUACCAGAAAUCAAGGGUUGGGUUGACGACAAGGCCUCCUGAGAAAGAAGUCUACUUAAUGGUGACUGCAGGAGAUUCUGUGAAGUGACUGGCUGGGAAACCCUUGGAGACACCUGACCUGGGGCCAGAAAUAAAGUUAGCUAGAGUCAUGA